Pelagomonas calceolata is the source of this 1461-nucleotide messenger RNA. The record is from the annotation of a GenBank genome assembly. Lineage: Eukaryota; Pelagophyceae; Pelagomonadales; Pelagomonadaceae.
CACAUUUUUUUUCAGUCGUCGACGCCGCGAAAGCGACGUGGUGCACGGAUUGCAUCUAGCACUGCGCGCACGAGUCACGACUGUAUCGCUCGUCUACAGAGCAGCACCGCUGCUCGCAACAGCACUCACUACCACUGCAUCGCUCACACAGCAGCAAAAAAGCCGCGGACGCCGCAGCAGCGAGCAAAGAUGGCCCACAUGGAGUCCAUUUAUAAGAGAGAGCAGGCCGCCGAGUUAUGUAAGAGAGGCGACCUGCUGGCGAGCCGCGGCCACCUCCACGAGGCCAUGGAGUGCGUCGGUGAGGGUCUAGCACUACAUCCAGCAUCCAAAGAUCUGAAGGAGUUACGAGAUCGGCUCACACCACUCCUCGACCGACUAGAGGAAGAAUUAGAAAAAGCGGCAAGACGCGCGGCAAAAAGACGACAACUGAAAGAGAAAAAGAAGACCGACAUGAAGCUGCAGGACGCGGCGUUAGUGCUAGGUGUCGCCGCCGACUGUCGCGACGAAGCGCAACUCAAGAAGGCCUACAAGAAGAUGAGUCUGAAGCACCAUCCUGACCGGAACCGGGGCGACCCGUCCGCGACGCAACGAUUUCAGAGAGUCCACGACGCCUACGAGUCCUUCAUGGUCGCCUUGCCGGAGGACGGUGGUGAGGAGGUUGAUCCCUCGGAUAAGUCCCGCUACGAUCCGGUAGCAGCUAUAGCCGCGUUCAAGGCUCACCUCGAGGCCAAGGAGAUUAACUCGUGGGAGAAUUUUAACGAUGUCUACCGGAGGUUGCAGCGGGACCCCGAGGUUGUAGGUGUGCGGACGCAGGGUGAACGGAAACAAGCGUUCGCCGAGUAUACGACGAAAAGACUAGCAUAUGAGAAGAAGCAGGAAAAAGAAGCCGAGCGCGUGGAGCAGGCGCGGAAGAGGGGCGUGUUUCUUGAGUUAUUAGCGUCCAGUGAUUUCCAGGGCCGGGCCUUCGUCUCGUCAUCAAGCGAGUGGCGCACUUGUGGACCGCGGCUCCAGGAGCACUGCCGCGCGCAUAAAGACGAGCGGUGGUUGUUAUUGGAUGCGGAGGAUCGGCAACGGGCCUUCAACGACUUCGUGGAACAGUUGAAAGAUGCGGAGACUGCUCACAAAGAAGAGAAGAGGAAGAAGCGCUGCGACGCCUUCCGAACGCUGUUGGACGAGGAAGUAAGUGAGGCGUCGGCCGAAGCCUAUGCUGAUCUCAAGUGGUCCGCCGUCGAUGGUAUUAUAAGGCCGAAGAACGAUAGUAGAUACAAGGACCUCUCGUCGGACUCUAGACGGCGCACGUUUUUAGAUUGGAGGGAUGAAAAAAUCGCGGCGCUGGGCGGCGACCCGCCUCCCCGUGAAAAGUCGCGCAGCCGCAGCCGCGAGCGGUCUCGAAGGGAUCGCAGGGAUCGGUCUCGGCGGAGUCGGUCGCGGGACCGCUCGCGGCGCGACGACCGCUCGCGG